Molecule: messenger RNA, 428 nt
Organism: Acaulospora colombiana
Lineage: Eukaryota; Fungi; Glomeromycota; Glomeromycetes; Diversisporales; Acaulosporaceae
Source: the annotation of a GenBank genome assembly
CCAGUGCCAGGGCUUGGGCUAGUACAGACGCGGCAGGUCAAGGUGAGAGGGAGGAGGGAAGGGUGGCUCACUUGGUCACGGUCUGGGGACCGCCUAAUGGUUCCAAGUGGGAAAAGCGAAUGUCGACGCGGGGUUUGGGUGCGGGGUUAAAGAGGGAGAGCGAGGUUUCUAGGCCUUCUGGCGCAUCGUCCGAGAGGUACAAAAAACUCGAGGGACUGGAAAAGACUCUGGAAGAGGUGGAAUACGUGGUAUUUUGGGAGACGAUUCGGCCCAUUCGAGAUGAUAUGGUUGAAAGUCGCGCUCAUUAUCCGCAGAAAUUUGUUCAGGCGAGUACCACCUCCCCACUUGGGCCUUUUCACGACCAGGAGUCGUCGACCGCCACACCUUGUGCCGCACCUCCUCCCCUAGAGAGAGAAGAGAGAGACUAA